AUGAAAUCCAAGAGUUUUCCGGAGCAUAUGGUGGAUCUCGAGCAAGCCUUCCGACAAAUGAGGCACUAUAACUUGAAGAUGAAUCUAGCGAAGUGCGCAUUCGGAGUGGCCUCCGGAAACUUUUUGGGUUUCAUGGUGCAUAAUAAGGGCAUUGAGGUGGAUAGUAACAAAACCAAAGCUAUCAUCAAUGCCCGACCGCCUGAGAAUCUGAAACAACUUCAAGGAUUCCUUGUGCAGGUCAAUUUUCUACGGAGAUUUGUCUCGAACGCUGCAGGCAAGCAAAAAGCUUUUUCUACACUGCUCAAGUUGCGGAAAACAGAAGAGUUCGUGUGGGAGCCGCUACACCAGCAGGCUUUCGAAGCCAUUAAAGGAGCUAUGGCCAAUCCACCAGUGUUGAUGCCGCCGCAAGCAGACAAACCUCUGCGCUUGUAUGUUCCCGCCACUGAGAAUAUGGUUGGUUGCUUACUGGCGCAUGAAGCUCCCGAUAGAAGCGAACGUGCCAGUUUUUACCUCAGUAAGGUAAUGAAUGAUGCGGAGACAAGGCACACUCCUAUAGAAAAAUUAUGUCUCGCAUUAUUUUACGCUUGUACGAAACUUGAAUAUUAUUUAGCCCCGAGAGAGACAGAAGUGGUAUGUCACAUCGAUAUUUUGAGAUAUCUGUUAGGCAGGCCAGCUUUAAGGGGAAGACAAGCAAAAUGGGCCGUAAAGCUAGCCGCGUUUGAUCUACGAUAUGUACCGAUCAAAGCUGUUAAGGGACAGGUUGUUGCUAACUUUCUAGCAGAUCAUCCGAGUCCGGUGGCUGACCAAUCAGCUAAUCGCAUGGAAGCUGUUAUUAGUCCGAUGCCUUGGAUCUUGAAGUUCGACGGGUCCAGCACGCAGACUAAGGCUGGGGCUGGGGUAUUCAUUGAGAGUCCCUGGGGACAAAAAUGGACUGUUGCCAGGUCAUUAACACCCGGAUUCACUAACAAUCAAGCGGAAUACGAAGCCUUAUUAGUUGGAUUGAGAAUCCUACAUAAAAAGGGGGCUAAGGCGAUCAGAGUUCAAGGCGACUCACAGCUAAUCUUGAAGCAGAUUACUGGAGAGUUCCAAUGCAAAGAUGAGAGGAUGAGAAAUCUUCGAAUGGAAGCAUUUAGGAUGUUGCAAACUUUCGACGACGCAGUGGUGGAAUUAAUACCUCGAGCCGAAAACAGAAUAGCUAAUGAUUUGGCUCAAGAAGCAUCUGGGUACAAGUCAUCAGCCGCAGGAAACUUCAAAUCAGGUCGAGUACAUCUGUACCCAGUGGAUGCGGAAGACUGGCGUAUGGAACUGAGGAAAUAUUUGGAACAACCAACCGAUGAAACUCCGGAAAAGCUGCGGAAAGAGGCUCUGAAGUAUACUCUGACUGACGGAGAUCUUUUCCGCAGAGCCGCCGAUGGAAUGUUAAUGAGAUGCGUAGAUAAUCAAGAAGCCAUGAAGGUGAUGGGUGAGGUGCAUGAAGGAAUUUGUGGAGCACACAAAUCCGGGCCAGUCAUGAGAUGGACGAUCCGACGAUAUGGGUAUUUCUGGCCAUCAAUGAUGGAGGAUUGUAUUAAGUACGCUAAAAAAUGUGAAGCAUGUCAGCGACAUGGUCCUUCGAUCCGAAUUCCGGCGGAAGAAAUGCACGCAGUGGUGAAACCAUGGCCAUUCCGGGGAUGGGCGGUGGAUAUCAUCGGGAAGAUCCACCCGCCAUCUUCCAGACGCCAGUCGUUCAUAUUGUUGGCCACAGAUUAUUUCACAAAGUGGAUAGAAGCUGUGCCGUUGGCUAAUGUGACAUAUCAGGAGGUGAUCAAGUUCGUUAAAGUUAAAGAGCACAUUAUUCACCGAUAUGGAAUCCCGCAGACGAUCACCGCCGAUCAAGGUACUGUUUUUACCAGCGAUAGAGUGGCCGCCUUCGCCGCACAGCAAUACCAAAAUAAAGCCAUUGGUUUCACUCCAUUCCAACUGGUUUAUGGACAAGAAGCGAUAUUGCCGUUGGAAAUCACGGUGCCAUCGUUACGAGUGUUAAAGCAAAAUUCGCUUAGUCCCGAGCAGUACGACACAGUGAUGUUACAAAGAUUGGAUGACGUGCACGAGGAUCAAAUGAUGGCUUUGGAGAAUAUCAGGGCAAAUAAAGUGAAAGUAGCACGAGCUUACAACAAAAAGGUACGUCGGCGAACAUUCCAAGAAGGAGAUUUGGUAUGGAAGGCAUUGCUACCCGAAGGAUUCAAAGAUAAUACAUUCGGGAAGUGGUCUCCUACGUGGGAAGGUCCGUACCAAGUAAGUAGAGUGCUGCCUAACGGUGCUUAUAGAUUGAUGAGUAUUGAUGGGAUAGAACAUAGAAACGUUAUCAACGUUAAGCACCUUAAAGGAUAUAUGUCACCACUCGAGUUCAGAUAA
Andrographis paniculata is the source of this 2394-nucleotide messenger RNA. RefSeq lists its product as uncharacterized. Gene Ontology annotation, biological process: DNA integration. Bases 1 to 2394 code for a protein of 797 amino acids. The transcript has 2 exons. Gene Ontology annotation, molecular function: RNA-DNA hybrid ribonuclease activity; nucleic acid binding. Lineage: Eukaryota; Viridiplantae; Streptophyta; Magnoliopsida; Lamiales; Acanthaceae. The record is from RefSeq and is a predicted model, not a curated record.